Messenger RNA from Paecilomyces variotii, 1511 nucleotides. RefSeq lists its product as hypothetical. NCBI's taxonomy places the organism in Eukaryota, Fungi, Ascomycota, Eurotiomycetes, Eurotiales, Thermoascaceae. The record is from RefSeq and is a predicted model, not a curated record. The transcript has a single exon. The coding region runs from base 304 to 1425 and encodes 373 amino acids.
UAAUUAGAACAAAAACAACCGCAAGUUGACCAGGGGAGUUAGACCUUUUUGGGAAAUUCACCAGGUGAUAACAACUGGAAACUUCCGUCGGAUCAAUAUAGCCACCUGGCAACCGCCAGUGUCCCAGGCAGGCGCGUAUUCACUAGAUUCUUUGUUUUGCAGUUUUCUUUUAAAGCAGAUUUUCUUCAAAAGCAGUUCUCGAUUCUCCAUCCACCAAACCAACCCCACUCAUCUGCAAUAUCAUCAAGAUUUCGAAAUUCCUAGCUCAGACUUAUCCUUCUUUUUAGAGUCCUUACUCUCGUCAUGUCCAGCGUGUCGAAGAAAGAGCUGGAAGACGCGCUCCGUGCUGCGGUCGCGCGCCAGUCGCACAAAUAUCAGAACUAUCAUGCCUUCCACUUCCGAUUCGAGGAUGACGAUACACGAGCGGACAGAGAUGGGACAACCUUCGCGAAUCUGGCCAGGAUUCUCUGUUUCCCAACACCCCAGACAUACGUUAUCCCGAAAGCACAUACGACUCCCAGCUUCGAAGUCAUAAACAAGAUAUCAGCUAUAAUAAGCAAGGCCAGUACUGCUCCCGGCCGUAGUCUGGUGUUGAUCCACUACGCGGGUCAUGGUGGUGCAAGUGAUAGCAAUGAGUUGAUACUGAACAGCACCUCGGGGAAGAAGAUUGCGGCAUCUCGCUUGGUCUCGCUACUCGUGGAUGAGACUGUGUUACCGUUCGACGCCCCACUUGAUAUCAUUCUCAUCUUUGACUGCUGCUUUAGUUUUCUGGCCACCAGAAACCCUAGCCCCAAAAGCCGGAUUGUCGAGAUCCUGACUGCUGGUGAUGAUAGAGAUCCUAUUGCCUUCUCGGCGGGAACUCAGCUCUCCUUUACGUCCAAAGUGCUCGUUGAGGUUAGGAAGCGCGCCCAGAACGGCGAGAAAUUCAUCGAGGUCGCAGACCUGAUCGACACGCUCAGAAAGUCCUCUCCUGUGAAGACCCCCAGCUAUGCAGCAAAAGUUGGAAUGGGUUCUAUCACCCUCCCGCUGGCACAGAUUCCUAUUACCCCUUCGACCUCGUCCAUGAGGAGAAACCCUCCUGGCCUCCUUGCGACUUUUUCACUCCACGUGUCGAAGACAUUCUCUCGCGAUGAGCUGAAGGAGCUCGUGAAAUGGAUCGGAACCUUCCCCAAGAUCAAGGGUGCCAGCAUGAAGCUGGAAAAUGUGAAACAGACGUCGUCAAUGGUGUUCAUAUUCGAAGCGAGCCGUCUGUCAUAUCUACGCAUUUGCGGCCUUCCUGGGAUGAUUCUCAUCUGUGAGAACGAGCCUGCCGACUUCUCUUGGCUUUUUGCCCCGGAACCCGCCAUACAGAUGCCAACUCGCGGGGGUCCACUCUUCCCAAAGCCUCUGAAGGAAAACCAGCCGUUCGGAAAACAGCAGAAGUGACGAAACUUCUUGUCCGGGGAAGGGGGAGGGGAGGGGUCUAGGGUGUAACGAGAUACAAAUUGCUUAGGAUGGAGAAUUUCUGGCUU